Messenger RNA from Dracunculus medinensis (Guinea worm), 1434 nucleotides. NCBI's taxonomy places the organism in Eukaryota, Metazoa, Nematoda, Chromadorea, Rhabditida, Dracunculidae. The record is from the annotation of a GenBank genome assembly.
AUGAAUGAUCAUAUCGUUAACGAUUUUAUGAACAAGGUUCAAACGAAAGCAAAACCAAGUUUUCGUAUACAAACUCUUAUUGGUGAUGAUGACAAUGUUGAAGGUGAAGAAAAUGGACGAAGAACAACGCAUCAGGUUCAGAUGCGAAAGUGCUGUUCGUUUAAAGUUAAAGAUAUACUUGGAAGUCAAAUAGCAGUGGAAAGUAAAGGUUCUGAAGAAAAGCAGAACUGCUCAAAUGUCGAACAAGGAAUCCCUUCGAUAUCUUCUUCAAAAAGUUCCCUGAUUAAUAGUGUGGAAAUUCAAAAACCGAAAAAUAUAGUCAAUAUCACGAAUCAAGAGGAAUCGUUAUCAGUGAUGUUGGCUGAAGUAAAUGAGAACCGUCCACCGACUCCUUUGACACCAUCGCUUGAUCCAAAAUUGUUGAAGAAAUUUGAAGAAGAAGAUCGGCCGAAACGUGUUUUGAGGGCUUCGACUAUAGCAGCAACUCGUAAUUCAAAUUUAAAUGCCAUUAAAGUAAAGACGAAUCGAAGAACUGGAAGUUUCUCGACGAGUUUUCGUCGUAUUGUUGAUAAUGUAAAGCAAAAUACGACAAAGAAUCUCAGAAAAGCAUCCAUUAAGGAUAAUGAGUCAGCAGUGACCUAUAACACUCAGUUGGAGAUCAAAAUAGAUGAAGAUUGCGAAGUGUGCACUCCAUCCACUAGUGGUGUUAGUAGCAUUUCGAGUACGUCAAGUAAUGGAAAUUUUUCUCGCCAUACGAAAAGAAAGAAAAAAGGAAAGGGUGCUGAUUUAUUGACAACGACAAUCAUUUCAAACUGGCAGCCUACCGGUGAAGGGUUUCGUCGACCGAUAUAUUUGCGAAAUGACACAAUGCCAGUUAAACGAAUUUGUUUUAAAGAAGUAAGGCAUCGUUAUGAGCCAGAAAUUCUUCGAAUUGGUGAUUCAGUAAUUGUAAAAUCAGAUAAUUCCACAACCAAUCUGGGACGUAUAAAUCGUAUUUAUCUUGAUGCGCAAACAGGAUCUCUUAUGGCAACAGUGGUAUGGUACUACAAACCAGAUCAAAUCGAAUUAGAUCACAAUUCAGUGCAACCUGCAAUUGAUUGUAAGGAAUUGUUUGCUUCCCGCCACAUCGACAGUAUCCCUUUGGAAUCAGUUGAAGAAAUCAUUUUUGUGACUACAUUCAAUGAAUAUGUUAGAUACAUGACAGAAAAUAAGAUUGAUAGUCUACCGAGAGCUCAAUGUCCAACAGAAGAAGAUGAAAUUUGGCCAAGGGGAGAAGUGGAUUACCCAAGACGUAAAUUCCUACCUUGCGAGGAUACUCCCGUCGAAUUGGUAUAUUUUUGCCGUCGAUUGUACGAUUUCAAGAAUAAGAAAUUAAUAUUUGGCACAUAUAAUGUUAAAAUGGCAGAGCCUCAACGUCGUCAUGCUACUUAUUAA